Messenger RNA from Sparassis crispa, 3036 nucleotides. RefSeq names its product Putative zinc protease. Gene Ontology annotation, biological process: peptide catabolic process. The transcript has 17 exons. NCBI's taxonomy places the organism in Eukaryota, Fungi, Basidiomycota, Agaricomycetes, Polyporales, Sparassidaceae. The record is from RefSeq and is a predicted model, not a curated record. Gene Ontology annotation, cellular component: cytosol; mitochondrion. Gene Ontology annotation, molecular function: metal ion binding; metalloendopeptidase activity. The coding region runs from base 1 to 3036 and encodes 1011 amino acids.
AUGUCCUCCUGGAAAACCAUCUCUGCUACGGACAAUGUUCCACAAUAUUAUGUUUUCACGGAAGCGUUGCAAAGGCCCGAUCUUGAUGACAGAAAAUAUCGAGUGAUCCAGCUGGAUAAUGGUCUGAGAGCGAUCCUGAUCAGCGACCCAGCUGCGGACAAGGCAGCGGCUUGCGUCAACGUCGCAGCAGGCUCAAUGCAGGAUCCAGGUGACUUGCAAGGGUUGGCCCAUUUUUGCGAACAUAUGUUAUCAAAGGGAUCUAUUUCAUACCCCGAAGAGAAUGAUUUCAUGUCAUUUAUCACAUCCAACGGUGGUUCCCGGAAUGCUGCCACAGGUGGACCAAACAUGUACUAUUGGUUUUCUAUAGCACCGAGUCAAAUAUCCGGCGCAUUAUCUAGAUUAGCGGCAUUUUUUCACUCUCCUCUGUUUACAACGUCUCUCACCGCUCGCGAGAUACAUGCUGUGGACUCAGAAUCCAAACGAAAUGAACAGAACGAUUCUCGUCGGAUUCUUCUCGUUAACAAGCACCUCAGUGUUGCAGGUCAUCCUUAUCGACAAUUUGGCACAGGUAACUACGAGAGUAUUACUGAGGCCGCCAGGAAACUAGAGAAAGUUGGCCGUUUACCUCCAGGUGGCGACGGCAACGAUGGAGAUGGAGGUGCAGUGGGGCGUGAAACUCGACGAAGGCUCGUAGAAUGGUGGAAAAGCGAGUACUGUGCUAGCCGCAUGACUGCAGCCAUUCUUGGGAGAGAAUCGCUUGAUGACUUGGCAGAUAUGCUUGUCUCAAUGUUUUCUCCGAUCCCGAAUCGAGGUCUGGACCCCCGUCCUCAGAAUCCAGGGCCUAUCUGGGGUCCAUCAGAGAUGGGGUCUAUCCUGUUCAUCAAGACUGUAGAGGAUUCCUAUGGUUUGACGCUUACCUUCCUCAUACCCGACCAACAACAACAUUAUACGACGAAGCCUGCACAGAUAUUGGCUCAUUUUCUUGGCCAUGAAGGACGUGGCAGUAUCUGCGCGUACCUCAAGAAGAAGGGUUGGUUGAUAAGUCUCAGCGCUGGACCGAGCAGCUAUCUCCGCGGCGGGUACACUUUCAGGGUAAAUGCAAGGCUGACGAAUGAAGGAUAUACCCACUACCAGGAGGUCCUCCUCACGACCUUCAACUACAUCUCGCUCCUACGAUCUUCAAAUCUCCCUCCGUACCACUUCUCGGAGAUCAGCACCAUAUCCGCGCUCAAUUUUCGCUUCCAGGAGAAGGUACAGCCUCAUCUCUGGGUGAACUAUCUUUCAGCCAAACUCCUUGAGCCGUACCCUCCCGAAUGGACGCUCAGCGGCGGCUCGCUGAACCGAGAAUGGGACGAGAUCCUCGUGCGGGAGACGCUGGCAGCAAUCGUCCCAGAAAGAGGGCGGGUGACUCUGCAAGCGCAGGAACAUGAUGAGCGUGUCGUUGGAAAGGACGCGCAGUGGGAAUCGGAAAAAUGGUAUGGCACACAGUACUCUGUCCGGAGGAUCGAUGCCUCGUUUAUAGACAAGGCGCAGGCGCCAAACGAGAACGUAGAGCUAUUCCUACCAAGUCCCAACCUGUAUAUUCCCGAGAAUCUGACGGUUGAACGACUGGAAAUCUCUUCACCGGCCAAGUUCCCCACUUGCAUUCGGCGCACGGCAAUAUUUGCACUAUGGUACAAGAAAGACGAUCAGUUCUGGGCACCGAAAGCAGAACUCAGAGUUGACAUCCGUAGUCCAGUAGCGUACGGGACGCCUCGACAAGCAGUCUUGACUCGUCUCCUUGUAGACCUUGUAGAAGAUGCGCUUUCGGAAGUGACAUAUGAUGCCGACAUCGCUGGAUUGUCGUACUCUGUGGGGAAUCACAGAAAAGGUAUUCAGAUAUCCGUCAGCGGGUUCAACGACAAGCUCUCCGUCCUUCUGCGGACCGUACUUGACAAGCUCACUGGUCUCAUCAUCGACUGCGAACGGCUAGCCGUAUUCAAAGAACAGGUAGGGCGGGAGUACAAGAACUUCUAUCUUGGACAGCCAUCAAACCUCUCUGAAGCAUUUGCGGCUCGUCUUCUUAUGCCUAUAGUCUGGACGCCUAACGAAAAAUUGGCGGAGUUGGCUUCCAUCAACGUAUCUGACGUGGAGAGACACAAGACGGAAUUGCUGUCUAAAGUGUACAUCGAAGCAUUGGUGAAUGGCAAUUUGAACAAAGAGCAAGCCAUUCAGAUUGUCGAAGCAGUGGAGAUCUGUCUCGCAGCGCGUGCCCUUUCUGACAGCGAGCAACCACGCACUCGCUCUUUAAUAUUACCUGCAGGCUCGAACUUCGUCGCGCGAGAGACUCACGUCAAUCCGGUCGAGGCCAACAGCAGUCUGUCGUACUACUGCCAGUUUGGAGAGCUCGUAGACGUCCCCUUACGAGCGACUCUCGGCCUGAUAGUACAUAUAAUCAAGGAACCAUGCUUCUCUCAAUUGAGGACCCGUGAGCAGCUUGGAUAUGUUGUUGGGAGCUCGAUGUGGACUGUCACUAGUUCAAUGGGAUUGGGGAUCAAGAUUCAGAGCACAAAAGCCUCGUGGUUUGUCGAGGAAAGAGUAGAAGCCUUCCUCGAGACUUUCCGGAACACGCUUGCAGGCAUGUCUGCGGAAGAAUUCGAAGCGCAGAAGGAAGGUCUGAUCGUGAAGAAGUUGGAAAGGAUGAAGAACUUGUACGAGGAGACGGCGCGGUUCUGGGGACAUAUCUCCUCCGGGUACUAUGAUUUUGUACGACAUGAGACCGACGCGGCCUUCAUUCGUACUCUGAAACUUGAGGAUGUCGUGGAGGUCUUCGACAAAUUCGUCCGGCCUUCUUCUGCCAUAACCUCACGCAAGAAGAUAUCAGUACACCUCGUAUCGCAGCAGAUGAAGGAUACGCCGCGCACUACCGACGGAGCGAAGGUCAUCACGAACGAGUCGGAGAGCCUGUUUAAGGCUGGCUUGGCGUGCUAUCCAGCCGCAGUUCCUGUGGUGUCCGAGGCGUUUGACACCAAUUCGCCCAUCAGGAGCAUGCUAUAA